AUGUUAAAGGUGGAAAAUAUUCAAGACACCGAAACAAAAAACAUUACUACAGUACCUUGGCGUAAGAGGGAACAACUGGAUAUGCAUUUUAAAAAAGAAGACACCUUAGAAAUAAAACACUGGAGAAGAUCUCGACCAGAACAAAAUAAAGAUACCGAGCAUACAAGUAUGAUUGGAACCACUACUUCAACAAAAGAAGAUAAAACUAAAGAAGUCUUUGAACGUGGUGUCAUUGAAGAACAUGUCAAAGUUCAAGAAGUUGUUGAAACAAAGUUAUGGCGCAAACCAAAAACUAUUUCAGAAAAAAAAGAUUUACUUCAGGUUUCUACGCAUGAGGAUACCAAUAUUUUAAAGGUCGAAAACUUGCAAUCAGUAAAUGUUGAUACUACAAGCAGUAAACUAGAAACUAAAUCAUGGCGUAAACCACGGCUUGAAGAAUCUUUGGAAGAGGUAGGCCCUACUAAAGGUGUUAACGAGCCUGAAGUAUGUCAUUGGAGAAAACCAAAAACCUCAGAGAUUUUAAAAGAUAAGAAUGAAGAAGAAAUACGUGUUCAAGAGAUGAAAAAACAGAGCACGAAAGCUUUGGAAGUUAAAGACGAAAGCAAGCAAAAGAUUCCAUGGACUCAAGAAGCAAUAAAAUUGCGGCCAACAAAGGUUGAAAAAUCACCCAUCGAAAAAGAAAAGAUCGAAGAUGUAGCUUUGAAACCAGUAAGAAAAGAUUCUUUAAUGGAUGAAAAAUCAAGUGAAAUAAGUGAACUUCAGAACGAAAGACAAAUAACUGAAAAGAAAGAAAGUCUUCAGGAAACUCAACUUCAACCAACCGAGAAAAACAAAUUACUUGAAAACAUUGUCUCUGAGGAAAGCAAAGAAUCAACUGGUAAAAGAAGACAGAGGGAAGAGAUUACACAAAAAGAGGUAGCUUUAAAGACUGUACGAAAACAAGAGGAAUUCACUGAAGAAAAAACUGAACAAAAAUCUCUGAAGCCCGUGUUAACAACAGAAAAAGAAUCAAAAGAAACAGAAGAUAGAAUCAACACUAAAGACACGAGAAAACCAUCAAUCCCAUGGACUCAAGAAGCAAUUAAAUUGCGCCCAACAAAAAUGGAAAAAACUCCGAUUGAAAAAGAAAAGUUUGAAGACAUAACAUUAAAACCAACAAGAAAACAGUCUUUGGUAGACGAAAUAACAGAGGAAGUUUGCGCAUUAAAAUCUGCACUGGACGACAUUGAGAAAGAAGAGCACAAACCAGAUAAAGUAAGCGAAAAUAAUGCCCCUGAGGAACGUAAGUGGCCCACCGGAAAAAGACAACCUAAAGAAGAGACCCCACAAGAAGAGGUCGUUUUAAAACCCACACGAAAGCAAAAAGAGCCUGAAGAAGAAAAGUCCGAGGAGCGUAAAUGGCCCAGUGGUAAGAGACGACCUAAGGAAGAGACUCCACAAGAAGAGGUCGUUCUCAAACCCAUACCAAAGCAAAUGGAGCCCGAAGAAGAAAAGCCCGAGGAAUUUCAACAUAAAGCGGUUAAAAAAGAAAAGAAAAUUGAAGAUGCAACACCUGAGGAGCAUAAAUGGCCCAGUGGUAAGAGACGACCAAAGGAAGAAACUCCACAAGAAGAGGUCGUUCUCAAACCCAUACCAAAGCAAAAGGAGCCUGAAGAAGAGAAGCCCGAGGAAGUUCAACUUAAACAGGUUAAAAAAGAGAAGCAAAUUGAAGAUACAACACCUGAGGAGCGUAAAUGGCCCAGUGGUAAGAGACGACCUAAGGAAGAAGCUCCGCAAGAAGAGGUCGUUCUCAAACCCGUACCAAAGCAAAAGGAGCCUGAAGAAGAGAAGCCCGAGGAAGUCCAACUUAAACCAGUUAAAAAAGAGAAGCAAGUUGAAGAUGUAACACCUGAAGAGCGUAAAUGGCCCAGUGGUAAGAGACGACCUAAGGAAGAGACUCCACAAAAAGAGGUUCUACUUGAGCACGUGAAAAAACAAGAAGAAAUAGAUGAGGAAAAAAUUGAACAAAACGUACUGAAGGACGUCUCAGAAACAGAGAAAGAAUCAAAAGAAAGAGGAGAUAAAAUCCAAACUAAAGACACGAGGAAAUCAUCUAUUCCAUGGACUCAAGAAGCAAUCAAAUUGCGACCAACAAAAGUUGAAAAAUUACCAAUGGAAAAAGAAAAAUUGGAAGACAUAACACUAAAACCCAUAAGAAAAGAUUCUAUGUUAGGCGAAAAACCAGAAGAAGCUAACACAUUAAGAGCACUAGUGGACAAAAUCCAUACAGAAGAACAAGAACUCAAAGACAAAGAAAGGGUACAGGAAAUCCGAGACGAGCAAAUGAAAACAGACAAACCAGUAGAAGACGCAAUGCCUGAGGAACGCAAGUGGCCUACUGGUAAAAGACGACCUAAAGAAGCGACUUCACAAGAAGAGGUCGUUCUCAAACCCGUACCAAAGCAAAAGGAACCUGAAGAAGAGAAGCCUGAGGAAGUCCAACUUAAACCGGUUAAAAAAGAGGGUAAGAGACGACCUAAGGAAGAGACUCCACAAGAAGAGGUCGUUCUCAAACCCGUACCAAAGCAAAAGGAGCCUGAAGAAGAGAAGCCGGGAAGCAGUCGGUUAAAUAUUACAAAAUUUAACAUAGAGUUUAAAAAUAACCAUGACUGUUUUACAGAAUUAACUCCACGUAUCAUUCAGCCAUUAAAAGCCUUGAACGUGUUGGAAGGUGAAAAUUUUGAACUGGUUGUUACUUAUACACCAAGAGAUAAGAUUCCAAAAUGGUACCUCAACAACCAAGUUCUAGAAGAUAAUGAUAAUUUUGCUAUUACUACACAACAUGGGGCAUCUAGGUUGCAAGUAUACAAUGCCAAUAAAAAGAAAGUAGGAAAGUAUGAAGUUAUUGUUGAAAAUGACAAUAUUCUAGCAAAAACAGCAUGCUCUGUUAAAUUAACGAAAAAUAUAGAAGAAAAUACUGUCUUACCCCCCGUGUUUGUGCGAGCUCUACAGCCAAAUAAAGUUUCUUUAGGAACUAUUGUGCUUUUGGAAACCGAAGUUGUGUCGAAUCCCUGUGCUUCGUUCCAAUGGUUUAUUGACACUAAUGAAAUAAAUUCGCUUAUAAAACAAAACAAAUUAAGUAAUGUUUAUGUAUCUCAUAAUGAAAACGUUUCAUGUCUUUGUAUUGAAAAUAUAAGCAAAGAUCUGAUAGGAGUUGUAACGUGCCGAGCAGAAAACUUUGCAGGCUCUGUUUCUACAUCAGGAAGUUUGAUUUUAGAAGAACAAACUUGUAUAGAUGGGGAUGCUCCUUUAGUAUUAGCUCCCCUAGAAACUACGACUGUUAUGGACGGGGAACGGAUUUCGUUAAAUUGUAAAAUACUUGGUCGACCGUGGCCCAAAAUAGAUUGGUUUCAUAAUGAAAAACUUAUUGAAACAGCAAGAGACAUAACUAUUAGCCGACAAAAGUCUGGUCUUUGUGAAAUACAUAUAAAAGAGGCAUUCCCAGAAAUGGCAGGAAUUUAUAAAUGCACAGCAUCAAAUCAAUUCGGAAAAUGUAGCACGGAGUGCAUAUUAAAUAUAGAAGAUAAUAAGGUUAUACGUACUGAUGAACGUUUCAUUAUUGAAAACAAAGAAAAUCGUACCACAUGCACAAUUAAAAAGGCAACCAAAGACUUAGAAGGCACAUAUACCUGUAAAGCUGUUAGCGACAUUGGUUUAGCAGUAACCAAAGCGAAGCUGCAAGUUUUCCAAAGAGGUUCCAAAAUUAAAAAAGGAAAAGAGACGAAAGAAAAAGUUACCAAGCAAAAAGUAAUUAAGAGUGAAGAAGAAUCUGUAGGUGUUGAAGAUACCCUUGAUUUUGCUACUGUUUCUGAAGUUCAAGCACUAGAUAAACAACAUUCUACAGACAAAGUAAAGAAAAGAAAAGCAAAGAUUGUCGUGAGUGAAUCUGAGCAUAUAGAAACUGAAGAUAUAGCACUACAAAAGAAAGUAGAUGAAAAAACAAAAGGUAUACCAGUCGAAGAAAAAGCAAAACCAAUUUUGACUACACAUGAACACGUAGUUUUAUCCGAACAACAAGAAGGUGAAUCUGUUGAACCGUUUGAUGAAUCCUACCAAACGCAGAAGGGUAUCAUUAAAAUGGUGGAAGCUGAUUCAAACCUUGUAGCUGAAGUGAAUGAGUUACUGGAAGUUAUUAACGCAAAAGAAUUUGGACCAGGAGAGACGCCUUUACGAGAGCUUGCUAAAAUUGGUUAUUUGUUAAGACGAGGUAUUACGAUUGAACAAAUAGAGAGUUUGUAUGAUUCACAAUACUUCCCUUCUCUUCUGAUUCCUCAGUCACAAUCAGCUCUAGUACAAUUAGUUGAAAGACAAGGUCACGGAGCGUUGAUCACUGAAGUGCUUACAGAAGAGACGGCACAAGAUGAAGAUAUUAUUGCCGCCAAAGUAGGUUUUAAAGCUUUCCUUAAAAUGGUCGAAAUGAAGCAUUCUUCUGUUGAGGAAGUUAUUGCUCAGUUUUAUCCAGAAGAUUUUAAGCCACGUUCCUGGGAACAAAGAGCAGCAAAUGAGGUAAAUAAAAUCACAGAUAAGGUAGUAAUAAUACAAAUCUCAAUCAAUCAGCCAGUUCAGACUUUUAUCCAACUUGUACAUUUCCACCUAAUACACUUUACUAUAAAUAUUACAGAUAAAACAAAAAUACAGAAAAAUAUUAUCGAAGAAAUUGUAAAACAAGAAGAAUCGAGUCAAAAAGCAUUAAAAAUAUUGAAACCUUUACUCAGUGAAGAUUGCAAUGAGAGUGAUGAAGUCCAAGAAAUUCACUCUGAAACUAUAAAAUAUAUUAAGGAAAUUGCCACGGAUAUACCUGAUACUAAAAUUGAAGUAAUUCCUGCUAAUGAAGCCAGUAACAUUUUACUAGAAAGACGAGAAGACGUUAAAGCUAACAUAAAAUUAGAUACUUCUUUUCCAAUUAUUGAAAAUGUGCAACUAAUUCAAGAAAAAGAAGAAUUUCUUCCAAUUAAAAAGUUUCCGCAUAGCAAAAUAAAGUCAACUGUGACAGAAUCUGAAUCGUUACAAGUAACAGAAGUAGAGCCAGCAGGAGCUAUAAACGAAUAUUUCCAGAAUUCGAGCAAUGCAACUGAAAACAUAGCUAACCGAAAAAUAAUUUUGUCGGAAAACAUUAUUACUUCCGAAACUCAUGCAGCUGGGAUACUGGAUGAUUUAGAUACUCAACAUGAAAAUAAGCGUAUGGAAACAGCAAAAUCUACUUUAAUUUUAAACAAUGCAGUAAACGUCUCUCAGCAUAUUUUACCCACUGAAGAAAGACCUUUAGAUGACUUGAAAAUUAAUGCAUCAAGUGCAGAGAUAGCAUUUUCUCCACUCAUUAGUUUAAAUCGUAAAGAUGUUCUUGUAUCUAACCAACUCAUAACAGAAAUUCAUGAUGUCCAAGAGAAGGAAGGAAAUGUUUCAGAUUUGAAAGUACCUCCAAAACAGGAAGCUAGAGUAGAUAUAGCAAUAAAAGACAGCUUAAUUAUAUCAUUUGAAGAGCUAAAUGAAAAAGAAGGCCACCUUCCAGUACAGGAAAAGCCUAUACAACAAUCAGCCCUUAAGGAUGUAACUUUACAUUCAAGUCUUGGUAAUACUAUAACGACAACACAUAUUAAAGAAUCAGAUUUUGCUCCAUGUGAUACUCCUAGUAGAAAAGCAAUAAUAACCAUUAAUGAACACCUGCACCAAACUAAUUCUGAAACAACUACCGCUGAUUCAGAGACGAUACUUGAAAAAUCAAAACCUACACCUGAAAGUCAUGCCGACGUCUCUAUAACAGCAUUGGACAAAAAUACUGUAGAAGAAGUUGAUGUUCAUGAAAAAGAAUUUGAAUUAGUGAUUAAGGAGGACAAACAAAUGGUAAAAGCUGAUGUAGAUAUUAAAUCCAUUGAACCAAUUGUCAUGUCCGAAAUUUUACAUAUCACGACCACUGAUGAAAUGGCUAAGCCUCAAGUAGUGCCGGAAGAGACCGCAUCAAAAUCUAUCGAAAUGACCAAGGCUAAAAUAAUCACUAUACCUUUUAUACAUGAAAAGGAACAAAAUGAAAACUUUUUGUCCAAAAAACCCGAAGAAUUUGAUACAUCUUUGAUCCCAGUUAUGCCAAUUACAGUUUUAGAAACACAACUGUCAGAAUCGGAAAAUAAACUUCAUCUCAAUAAAAUUCCUAGUAUUAGUCGCGCGGAAUUUACACUCACUCAUCAACUUAAAAUUCCAGUUAAACAAGAAAUUAAUACUACUGAUCAGAUAGAUUUCAUGACUUUACCUAAAGAGAAUACUGGAACAGCAUCUAUAAGCAGAGAUUUACAAAAGGAAAUAGCUGUAAUUGAAACCACUGUAGAAGAACAAUUAAAUAAGUUAGAAGAAAAUGAAAUACAACAUAACAAAGUAAAAACUGGUUAUAUUAGUAACGAAAGCAUAAAUGUGACUGAAAUAAUACCAAAUAUUCAUGAAACAAAACUUACGAUAUCUGAGGAAAAAACAAAGCAGCUUGCUACUUUGGACAUUAACUCAGAUCAUAAAUUAGCAAUAACUUCGGAGAUAAACCUUAAAGAAAGGUUGGGAAACCUUAAGUCCACUAUAAUGGAAACCGAGGAAGCUAAUUUAAUAUCAACUCAUCUACAGUCCAUACAAGUACUUGAAAACAAUAUUUUGGAUAGUCAAUCUACAUUAGAAAAUGACAUCCACCCGUCCCCUAAAACAAUUUCCUCUGAGAUUGUUCCGUCUCAGGAAAUCCUGAAUAUUACGGAGAUUGUACAACAUGAAAAAGAGGAGGAGUAUGAAUAUUAUAAGCUGCCUGACACGUCAACUGCUAACCCUUUUAUAACUGGACACCUAGUUGCUGUUUCAACAGAAAUAUCACCGGAUGUAGACGUAGGUGACACCGAUAUUGUUGUAGAUGAUGUUAAAACAGCUAAUGUCAAAAACAUAGCUUUUAAUGAAAUUAUUAUCAGUACAGUUGAUUGGCAUGAAAAAGAAGAUGAAAUUAAAACAACAUCAACACCAACAACUGUUACAGCUUCAGUAGGAUUAAACUCAAGUCAAGCAUUACAAAUUGAUGAAAGAAGUACAGAAAUAAAGCCUACAUCACUCAUACAAAAUAAAUUACCUUUUGCAAAAGCAGAACAAGAUACUGUGAUAUCAGAAGCUUUAACUCAACAGGAAAUUUUGGUACAUUCCUCUGAAGGAAUACUUUCCGAUAUAAACAAAAACCAAAGCGAAAUGCCAGUUAUAUCUGUCAGCACACUACAUCUACCACAAUGUGAUGAGAAGACACUUAUUGAAACAGAAGACUAUUUAAGAGACACGAUAUCACCAGAAAUGCAGCAUGCCGCAGUCGCUUUUAGAUCCCAGCAAGGCAUACAAACAUCCGAAGUGCUAUCACAAUCACAAAGUCUUGAAGCAUCUCAAGAUUUUGAUAUGAAGUAUAAAAAUGCUGUAUCAAAAUUAGAUGAAAAUUAUGGCAAAAUUGCUAAUUCUGAAGAAUGUACUGUAAAUCAAUCAGUAGGAAAAUUGCUCGAACCAGCUGUGAAACCGCAACAUUCUGACUUAAACGCAAUCUGUGAAAAUGCCCUUGAAAGAACCGAAAUUAUUUUUGGGGAACGUGAGAGAGAAUUAGAUUUAUGUAAGCCAUUAGCUUCCAAUAUUACCCCUCAUAUUACAGAAAUCCAUGCAGUUGAGACAAACUCUACAAUUAUAGCAGAAAAAGAACAAGAGUUAGUUUCACAGAAAGCACCAAAUGUUUUAGAAGCUUUUAUAGAAGUAGUUCCGCACCAGAGUGCUAUCGGCAUGGAAGUAUUAGCCUCGGGGAAUAUAAGCAAAUUGGAAAGUAAAGACACAAAGCUUGUAAGUGCAGAAACAACGCAGGAUAAUUUACAAAGCUAUGUUCAAGAAGAGAUAGUACACGGAGAAAAAGAAUUUGAAUUUGUGGAUACUAAGACAAUAACUGCAAAUGCUUCAGAAAUAAUUAUACAAGAAAAGGCAAAGGAAACUUUAGAAGUUCAACCAAUGGAAGCCGAAAAAGAUCUUCGAGCAGCAAUUCUAGAUUCCGAAGUCAAUGCCAAACUUGCUUUUAAUGAACAGCAAUCAUUACAAGAGACAGAAAUAGUUUCAAGUCAAGAAAGUCAGAGCUUUAGUAUUUCAGAUAUUAAUUUAGUAAACGUAUCUACUGGUCACGAAAUGCAAGAAGCAAUAAAAGAAUAUGAGUUAUUCAUUGGAGAGGUAGAAAAUACUUUUACAAUACCGACUGCGGAUGAGAAAAUUGGUACUGGUACGGUUGAAGAACAAAAACCUUUGAAUAUAACUGUAAUCAUUGCAAAUGAAAAAGAAAACACAAUACAGGAUACUCCUGUAGUUAAAAAAGAAACAACACAGCUUAUUAUUAAUGGUAAAAACUACGUCGAUGUAACAGAGGUAAUGUUUUCUGAAAAAGAACAAACUUUUCAUACUCACAAUAAUUUAGUAGAAGACAAAUCAUUAACAAUGACCAAAACUAUCGAAACUGUUAAUAAGAUCGUCCCUGACUAUAUGACAGAAAAUAACAAAGCUCAGGUAGCAAUAGAAGCACAAAAAAGCAUUGUAACUUCUGAAGAUUACCCUCAAGAAACCUCAGGACAAAUCUUUACUACUACAGACAAUAAUUUCAAACAAGCUGCUCUAAAUAUAAUUGAAAUGAAACAUGUUCAACAAACAGAAAUUCUGCUUCACGAAGAAAUAGGUAAGUUCGCUAAAAAUCAUGUUGAUAAUAUACAGAAGGCAGACGAAAGUCACAUCAUACUAUCUGAAAUAACUCAAAUAAAACCAGAUGUGAUAGAUGACUUACGUGACAUGUCUUCCGCAAUAAAACCUCAAGUUGGAGAAGUUUCAUUAGAAAUUGAGGCACAUAGAUGCUACGAGACGACAGAAAACAUAGCUCACGAAACAUCGUACUCCAUAACGCACGAUAAAAACAUAACCAAACAAGUUUCUGAAUCUGUUUUAGAAGUAAAACCCUUAGAACAAACAGAAAUAAUAACAAGUGAACAUACCGGGACUAUAACAGCUAAUUCAGUUGAAACACAAACAGUUACAUUAAAAUCAAUAGAAUUACAACCACUGAGUCAAAGUGAGGUUUUAGUCAAUGAAUCCGAAACGAAUUUAAUAGACAUUGACAGAAAGCUUUCACUAAAGGAAAAUGCUACUGUCAACUUUAACACUGCGCAAGGCUUAAUUGUAGAUCAGGUUCUAAAUGAGGAGAUUCCGUACGAUUUUCGACCGAGUAAUAAUAAGCCAUUGGUAGCUCAGCAUAAUAUAACUCCAUUAACACACAUCGAAUGUUCAGAAAACAUUGCGGAGGCACGAACUAAUCAAUUCACCUCUGAUAAAGUACAUCUUCAAACACCAAAAAUUAAAUCAACCGAAAUGAUACCCUUAAUAAUAACUGACACUCAAAGUAUGCAAAUGGAAACAGAAUUUAAGUCAUCAAAACCAGAAGAACAAAAAAUUAGAGAAAAUUAUAUUAUUGCUAACGAAACAAGUUAUUUCUGA
Bombyx mori (domestic silkworm) is the source of this 9543-nucleotide messenger RNA. RefSeq names its product Titin-like protein (gene Titin1). The record is from RefSeq. NCBI's taxonomy places the organism in Eukaryota, Metazoa, Arthropoda, Insecta, Lepidoptera, Bombycidae.